This is a messenger RNA of Pseudopipra pipra, 983 nucleotides long. RefSeq names its product zinc finger protein 502-like. Gene Ontology annotation, biological process: regulation of transcription by RNA polymerase II. Gene Ontology annotation, cellular component: chromosome. Lineage: Eukaryota; Metazoa; Chordata; Aves; Passeriformes; Pipridae. The transcript has a single exon. Gene Ontology annotation, molecular function: chromatin insulator sequence binding. The record is from RefSeq and is a predicted model, not a curated record. The coding region runs from base 222 to 938 and encodes 238 amino acids.
CCGAGCUGAGGACGGAGAGCCCGGAGGACAAAUCCCCCCGUGAGACCCUGGUGGGAGAGGCCGUUUUGAAGGGCUCCCCGGCGCAGGAAGGCAGCGGGGAGGAAAAGGGCCGGAGAUCCCCCCGCAGGAGGGGCUCCAAAGCCAUCCCAGGGUGCUCUGAGGAGGAAAGAGCCAGCCUGUGCUGGGAAGGCGGCCGGAGGUUGAGGGGGAGCUCUGAGCUGAUGGUCCCUGAGCAGCCUCCCAGCAGGGAGAAGCCCUUCAGGUGCUUGGAAUGUGGGAAGAACUUCAGUCACAGCUCUGACCUGACCCGACACCAGCACAUCCACACUGGGGAACGGCCCUACAUGUGUAGGGAAUGUGGGAAGAGCUUCAGUCAGAGUUCCGACCUGAUCCGACACCUGCACAUCCACACUGGGGCACGGUCGUACUCAUGUGGGGAAUGUGAGAAGAGCUUCCGGGACAGCUCCAGCCUGAUCCGACACCAAAUGAUCCACACUGGAGAACGGCCCUACACAUGUGGCAAAUGUGGGAAGAGCUUCAGGGACAGCUCCAACCUGAUCCGACACCAGCGCAUCCACACCGGGGAACGGCCCUACAAGUGUAGGGAAUGUGGGAAGAGCUUCAGGUACAGCUCCCACCUGAUCCGACACCAGCUCAUCCACACUGGGGAAUGGCCCUACACCAGGGAAUGGCCCUACACGUGUGGGGAAUGUGGGAAGAGGUUUCAGACCAGCUCCAAUCUCUUCCAGCACCAGCGGACGCACACGGAUGAGGGGCCCUUCCGCUGCACCAUCUGUGGGAAGGGCUUCAACCGGAACUCCAACCUCAUCACCCACCGGCGCAUCCACACCGGUGAGAGGCCCUACAAGUGUGGGGAGUGUGGGAAGAGCUUCAACAAGAGCUCUGGCUUGACCAGACACCAGAGGGCCCACCAGUAAGGGAAGCCCUGCCAGUGCCCCGGCUGCAGGAAGAGCUUUGGCUGC